Thlaspi arvense is the source of this 705-nucleotide messenger RNA. The record is from the annotation of a GenBank genome assembly. Lineage: Eukaryota; Viridiplantae; Streptophyta; Magnoliopsida; Brassicales; Brassicaceae.
AUGAUGAAGAUGUACGAAAUCACCAUGAGGAAAAUGCAAUCGGAGAUAGAAACCAAGGAGAAUGACAUUGCUGCCCUUGAGAAGGAGCUAGAAGAAAUUAUUUCGAACAACAAGACCCUCGAGAAGAGACUCAAUUCCAGCGGGCAAUUCUCAGUCCUCGACUGUGUAGAUCCUUCGAAUGCUACUCCCAAUGGAUUUAAUAUUGCUUUGCAUUACGCUGUGAGAUCGAUUCGAAGCUUCGUCAAGGUAAUGAUUCGAGAAAUGGAGUCUGCGAACUGGGAUAUAGAGGCUGCUGCAAGUGCGAUUGAACCUGAAAUCGUGUUUCCGAAAUCGAAUCACAGGUGUUUCGCGUUCGAAUCGUUUGUUUGCAGAGAAUGUUCGAUGGGUUCAACUCUCACACCUAUCAGAUACCCAACGAGUCCGUCCCAUUUGGAGAUCAACGCAGAGGAAAAUGAUAAAGUCCGGCGAGUGGCCCGACACGGCUUUCUUCGCGGCGUUCACGGAAGUGGCCAAGCGCGUUUGGCUCUUGCAUUGCUGGCUUUCUCGUUCGACCAGGAGGUGCAGAUUUUUCAGGUGAAGAGGAACUGUAGAUCCUCGGAGGUCUACAUGGAGAAGCGUGGCGGAGGACGUGUUCACCGCCGCGGAGGACAGCGGAUUCCGAGUGGCUUUCACGUUGUUCCGGGGUUAAGAUCGGGAAGACGGUGA